Molecule: messenger RNA, 1675 nt
Organism: Phytophthora nicotianae INRA-310
Lineage: Eukaryota; Oomycota; Peronosporomycetes; Peronosporales; Peronosporaceae
Exons: 2
Coding region: 70-1536 (488 amino acids)
Cellular component (GO): nucleolus
Molecular function (GO): GTP binding
Source: RefSeq, a predicted model, not a curated record
AAUCAAACGACUGGAGCCGACGCCAACGGUUGUCAAGGUCAAAGCGACAGUAGUCAAAGUAGAGGCACGAUGGUCAAGAAGAAAGGAAAAUCCAAGCGUUUAUCGCUGCACAAGAAGUACAAGAUCGCACGUAAGGUGCGUGAGCACAAGCGCCAGGAGCGUAAGGCCGAGAAGCUGAACCAGCACAAGAAGAAGAAAGACCCGGGUAUCCCCAACAAUUGGCCGUUCAAGGAGGAACUGCUUCUGCAGGUGGAGCAGGCGCGUCUGGCUGAGAUUGAUGCCCAGCGUCAGGCGCAACAGCAGCGCAAAGAGGACAAGAAGAAGGCCAAACAGUUGGCCAAGCUUCAGCGCAAUUUGGCCAAUGACGUUGCCCCCGUGACCCCUCUCAGCGUCGAAAUGCAGGCUAAGAAAGACCUUAAGCACGCUGUACAGACGGCCGAUGUGGUACUUGUAGUGCUGGACGCGCGCGAUCCGCAAGGUUCUCGCUCUCUGUCUCUUGAGGACGGCCUGGUAGCCAAGGGCCAGAAGAAAAUCGUGCUUGUACUCAACAAAAUCGACCUGGUGUCGGCCGAGACGGCCCAGAAAUGGGUCACAUAUCUGCGUCGCUUCCACCCAACGAUCCCCGUGCGUGCAUUGAACACUAAGAUCUCGGACAGCUCUAAGAAGACCAAGCAGGAGAAGGGCCACAAGGCCCUGUACGACCGUCAGCAGGAGAUCAGCGGCAUGCGCGACAACGGAGAGGUACAGCCGCUCCGAGUGUUCCUGGACAGCCUGGCCGACAAGACGGACAAACCCAUCAACGUCGCUGUUGUCGGAUACCCCAAUGUGGGCAAAAGUACGCUCAUUAACUCGAUCAAACGUCGCCAAAUGGUCAACGUGGCCAGCAUCCCGCAGUCCACCAAGACAGCACAGGAAGUGCACUACGGAGAGAAGAUUGUGCUCGUGGACUGUCCUGCUUUGGACCCAGACUACAGCGACGAGUCGUCGGCCAUUAUGCGGCACGGUAUUGCCGGAGUCUUCGUGGAAGACCCUGUCCCUGUUGUGAAGAGCGUGAUCGAACGUGGAGACGCCAUGAACCUCAUGCAGACGCUGCAGAUCCCAGUGUUCCGGAAUCAUGAAGAGUUCCUGGCCAAGCUGGCCAUCAAGCGUAACAUGCUCCGUAAAGGUGGAGACCCGGACAUCCUCAUGGUGGCCCGGACAUUCCUGCAGAAUCUAGGCAAGGGCGUGUACUGCCCGUCGUGUCUGCCGCCUGCCAAGUCCAAGUCGAGAUUUGAGCUGCCGGAGUGGUACGAGACACUGGAUCUGUCUAAGCUUCCUGACGCCGAGACGCUGCUCUACAGUUCCAACCCGACGGGCCACAAGCGCGUGCUUACGUUUAAGGCCGCUCCAGUCUCCCAUGCCGCUGGUGAGACGACUGAAUACGACCUCGUUAUGGGCCAACUGCCCGAAAACGACGGCCUCACAUCGGACGAGGACGAGGACGGAGAUGCCAACAUGGAUGAGGAGGAGGAAGAGAUGAGUGACGACGAGGAAUAAACGCAGCCGCUAUGGGGAUCAGAUGCACCGUCGACAGUUAGUAGAGUCGAUGAAGCACACGUUGCUCUCCAGAGUUUUAGCCCUAGACCGAUACAUGUACUUAUUAACUCUUGAAGCACUAUGGCAGUUCAGAUGACUA